Racocetra persica is the source of this 624-nucleotide messenger RNA. NCBI's taxonomy places the organism in Eukaryota, Fungi, Glomeromycota, Glomeromycetes, Diversisporales, Gigasporaceae. The record is from the annotation of a GenBank genome assembly.
AUGCCUAAAAAAUAUUACGAAAUUCUGGGAGUAGCCGAAACGGCUUCGGAAGCAGAAAUUAGAACGGCUUACCGCCAAUUGAGUUUAAAGUAUCAUCCCGAUAAAGUGGCUACUAGCGGAUUGACAGUAAAACAGGCCACCGAAAAAAUGCAAGAAAUAAAUGAGGCUUGCGAAGUGCUUAUGAAUCCAGAAAAAAGAGUUCAUUACGAUAGACGCGGUGAUAACGAAAAUGACGACACUAAUGAUACUAGUAGUAGCACUGAUGGUUUAUUUGAUUUGAAGAAUUUUAAAGAACUGGUUAUUUAUUUAAUGACUUGCCACAUUGGUCAAAACGGAAUAAGUGAUGAGGAAUUAAAAAAAAGCGGGUUUGAUUUUUACAAUGAAGACAUUAGAGACAAAAAAAGCCAUCGAGAAGUUGCUGAUUAUAUUUGGCUUUACCGGAAUUGGGCCGAAAGCCAGGAACACGAGACAGUUUUACGAAGCCCGUCUGAAAUACAGGAAGGGUCAGAAGAAAACAACGAUUUAGACUCGGAGCCGACAAACGAAGAUUUGGAAGAAACCUCGGAUAAUGAAGAAGAAACCGAAAAUUCGCCUCCGCCUCACUCCGACGGGAAGACAUUUUGA